Messenger RNA from Harmonia axyridis, 1132 nucleotides. RefSeq names its product zinc finger protein-like 1 homolog. The record is from RefSeq and is a predicted model, not a curated record. Gene Ontology annotation, cellular component: Golgi apparatus. NCBI's taxonomy places the organism in Eukaryota, Metazoa, Arthropoda, Insecta, Coleoptera, Coccinellidae. Bases 131 to 1009 code for a protein of 292 amino acids. The transcript has 5 exons.
AACAUCUGUUUGUCAUAAUUAUAAAUGUCAAAUCACAUAUAUGUGGCAACUAGUAUUUAUAUGUAAUAUUUAUUUAAAUAAAAAAUAUUUCUAGUUGAAAUAAUUUUAUUGUGGCAGAAAAUAAUUGAUAAUGGGUCUUUGCAAAUGUCCAAAACGGCGAGUUACGAAUCAAUUUUGUUUCGAACAUCGGGUUUGCGUCUGCGAAAAUUGCAUGGUGACAAAUCAUCCCAUUUGUAUAGUUCAGUCAUAUUUACAAUGGCUCCAAGAUAGUGAUUACAAUUCAAUAUGUGAAUUAUGUACCAAGGAGUUGAAUGUUGAAGAUAGUAUAAGAUUAACAUGUUACCAUGUUUUUCAUUGGUCCUGUUUGGAUAAUUUCUCAAGACAGUUGCCUGCUACGACAGCUCCAAGAGGAUAUGUUUGCCCUUCUUGUAAAACACCACUUUUUCCACCACCUAAUUUAAUAAGUCCUGUUGCUGAUGUCUUAAAAGAGAAAUUGGCAGGUGUCAAUUGGGCAAGAGCUGGUUUGGGUUUACCUCUACUUUCAGAAGAGAGGGAGGUUAAAGCGCCUGUAAUUCUAAAUUCUAUGACAAAACCAAAACCUACUUCACCAAUGUUAAUGAGUAAUGGUUCUCAUUCUAUAGUGGAUGUUGAUGAGCAAGUACCAUUUGUUAGGAAUCCAUCUGAAAGCUAUCAAACAUCUUCUUCAAAUCGUAGAGUUUUUCAAGAUAUAAGAGAUAUAAAAUCUAUUCCAUUUGAUCAUGAUGAUGAUAAAUAUAAAAGACGCCUCAAUGUAUUACGGAACUGGUGGAACUUAACCUUUGGACGACCUACUAGGAGAGGUGGAAAAGCUUUAUAUAAAAGAUAUUUCUUACUAGGGACAUUCUUCCUAAUCGGAAUCAUUCUAAUAUUUGUAUUUUUAUCUAAAGUUGGAAGACAUUAUGCAAAUCUUGAUCCGAGUUUGGAUAUGGAAAAUAACCAUGAUCUCAAAGUACAGAAAGUCUGGGAAUAGUUAUUCAAAUGAAAAUAUAAAGUUAUUCUUUAUUUUAUAUAUAUAUAUAUAUAUAUCACAUGUAAUAUAAUUUGAGCUUGUUUAUAAUUCAAUAUCUCUGAUUAAAUAGAAAGAUUUUUAAAA